AAGGACGCCCUAUUAGAGGAUAAGGAUGCUUCGCUGGAGAAUAAAGAUGUUUCGCUAGAGGAUAAGGAUGCUUUGCCAGAGGAUAAGGAUGCCUCGCCAGAGGAUAAAUAUGUCACAUUAGAGGAUAAGGAUAUUUUGCUAGAGGCUAGGAAUGCCUCGCUAAGUUCCCCGAUUCGCGCCACUUCGUUAAAUUCCACUCCAAUUCGUAUAUAUUCGAACGAAAAUACCGACAUUGAAGAUAGCUCGAGUUCAUCCUCGACGAAAGAAACAGUUGAGGAAGCCGGUGAGGAAACCGGCUUCAAAAUUGUCGACGAUAAAGACAGCAACCUCGUCGACAGCGUCGUUGAAGAUUGGACGCAGCCGACUGAAAACGUUGACUCUAUUGAUGCUGUUGCUCCCGUCAAAACGAAUCUUUAUGACGCGUCGGGAUAUAUAGAAAGGACGAUCGAUGACGGACCGGAGGACGAAGGUGACGACUCGGUAUUUGAAGGCUAUCCGAGCGAAAAUGAAACGAUCAAGAAGGAGCCACCAGGUUGCGAGAGUAUCGAUAAAGAAGAACAUCUAGAAGAGUUAGUGAACCGAUUGGAAAACGUAACGAGACGACUUGAAAACGUACACUUUGUAGUUCAGACACAAGACACCGCUGUACAAACGAGCACACCUUCCCCGAAGAGGUCUACGUCGUCAGGAAGUAGUUUAUCUCUAUCGUCGAAGCAGGAAACUGUUCCGAAUCCAUCUACAAACAUGUCGGUCGCCGGAUAUGAAGACUUUUUAACUGGGCCAGUUAAAGAAUAUCUACAAUUAAGUAAAAAAAUCGGCGGCGAUGUAGAUGUUCAUAGCAAGCUCGUGGAAAAGGCUUUUCAAAUUCAGCUUCAGUUUAUACACAUGGCAGCGAGCCGUCCCGCACCGACGAAUCAAUCCGAACAAGUAUCUUUAUUUGCGCCCAUGUCUGCACAAAUACAACAGAUUCAAGAAUUUCGCGAGAAGAAUCGUGGUUCUCCCUUCUUUAAUCACUUAUCAGCAAUUAGUGAAAGUAUCCCAGCUUUGGGAUGGGUCGCUGUGUCUCCUACGCCAGCUCCUUAUGUGAAGGAAAUGAAUGACGCAGGUCAAUUUUACACCAAUCGUGUAUUAAAAGAUUGGAAAGAAAAAGACAAAAUACACAUAGACUGGUGUAAAGCAUGGGUGCAAACAUUGACCGACUUGCAACAGUACGUUCGUCAACAUCAUACGACGGGUUUAGUAUGGGGAAAAACUGGCGCACCUGCGGGCGUAUGCAUACCACCCCCUCCGCCACCCUCGAUGCCAAUCGGAGAUAUUGCACCGACGGUGAAUGACGACAGAAGCGCUCUUUUCGCUCAGAUUAAUCAAGGAGAAGAUAUCACGAAAAGUUUGAAAAGAGUCACCUCCGAUAUGCAAACACAUAAAAAUCCUGCUUUGAGAUCCGGUCCGGCACCAUUUAAAACGCCGACAAUUAAUGCGAUACCGAUGAAAACGGUGUUGCCAGCAAGUGCACCUAUUGACAAGCCACCUGUAUUUACUAGAGAUGGCAAAAAAUGGCUUGUGGAAUAUCAUAAGGGUGAGAAUUUAGUAAUUGAUAACGUAGAGAUGAAUAAUGUGGUUUAUAUGUUUCGAUGCCAAGAUAGCACACUUACUGUCAAAGGCAAAAUGAAUUCUGUUGUUAUGGAUUCUUGUCGUAAAUCGUCCGUUGUAUUCGAUUCCCUGGUGUCCAGUAUCGAAUUUGUUAAUUGUCAAAGCGUACAAAUGCAGGUGCUCGGAAAGGUACCUACAAUUUCUAUUGAUAAAACGGACGGUUGUCAAAUGUAUUUAAGUACGGAUUCUCUGGGUGUUGAACUCAUCACCAGUAAAUCUAGUGAAAUGAAUGUCAUGGUGCCCAAAGCCAAUGGAGAUUAUAGCGAAUAUCCAGUACCGGAGCAAUUUAAGACUACUAUUAGCAAGAACGGUCUUAAUACCAUGGCUGUUGAUUCCCUUGGUUAAAAGCGAGGUAUUUAUUUAUAUGCAUAGCCUAUGCAUCUUCUUAACAAUAUAA
Molecule: messenger RNA, 2047 nt
Organism: Cyphomyrmex costatus
Lineage: Eukaryota; Metazoa; Arthropoda; Insecta; Hymenoptera; Formicidae
Gene: capt
Product: adenylyl cyclase-associated protein 1
Exons: 8
Coding region: 745-1995 (416 amino acids)
Biological process (GO): cell morphogenesis; cytoskeleton organization; actin filament organization
Cellular component (GO): cytoplasm
Molecular function (GO): adenylate cyclase binding; actin binding
Source: RefSeq, a predicted model, not a curated record